AUGUCCUCUGUGUUGGUGGCUGUGCCGCUGGCUGUCAUUAUCAUGCUGACGGUGCUCGGGAACGUGGUGGUGUGCCUAGCAGUGGGCGCCAGCAGGAAGCUCCGCUGUGUCACUAACUGCUUCAUCGUGUCACUGGCGGUGACAGACCUGCUGCUGGGCCUGCUAGUGCUGCCGCUGUCCGCUGUGCUGCAGCUGACAGGGGAAUGGCCCCUGGGGGCCACUUUCUGCAACAUCUACAUCAGCUUGGACGUCAUGCUGUGCACCGCCUCCAUCCUCAACCUCUUCGCCAUCAGCGUGGACCGCUACUUUGCCGUUACUGCCCCGCUGCGAUACCCAGCCCUGGUGACGUCUGGCCGUGUCGCCAUGGCAAUGGUGCUGAUCUGGGUGGUGUCACUUAUGGUGUCCUUUCUGCCCAUCCACCUGGGCUGGAACACGCCAGACUUCAGUGUACAGAACCACGGUCAGAACGACAGAGCCUGCCUGUUCAGGUGGAACCGCAGCUAUGUGUUGGUGGAUGCCUUUGCCACCUUCUACCUCCCCCUGCUGGUCAUGUGUGGGACCUACUAUCGAAUCUUCCGCAUCGCGCGGGAGCAGGCGCGGCGCAUCAACAGCCGGCCGUCCUCGCUCUGCUCGGCAGCCGCGGCACGGGAGCACAAGGCCACGGUGACACUGGCGGCUGUCCUGGGCGCCUUCAUCAUCUGCUGGUUCCCCUACUUCACCUUCUUCACCUGCAUGGGGCUGUGGGAGGAACCCGAGCCGCCGCAGACAGCCUAUGCCGUGGUGCUGUGGCUCGGCUACGCCAACUCCACCCUAAACCCCAUCCUCUACGCUGCCCUGAACCGGGACUUCCGCACCGCGUACGGCCAGCUGCUCUGCUGCAAGAGGCUGUGCUGGGCCCCGCCCUCUGACCUCACUGCGCCCCCCACAGGACAGCUGGUACUCUUGUGUGCACACACCAGCGGCUGCAGAGAGACGUCACCUGAGGAGACGGGCCUGGUGCUGCAGGAGAGGAAUGGCAGCACCUUCACUAAUACCCAGGACAGGUAA
Megalops cyprinoides (Indo-Pacific tarpon) is the source of this 1047-nucleotide messenger RNA. Its product is annotated as histamine H2 receptor-like. The record is from RefSeq and is a predicted model, not a curated record. The coding region runs from base 1 to 1047 and encodes 348 amino acids. The transcript has a single exon. Lineage: Eukaryota; Metazoa; Chordata; Actinopteri; Elopiformes; Megalopidae. Gene Ontology annotation, molecular function: G protein-coupled serotonin receptor activity; neurotransmitter receptor activity; adrenergic receptor activity. Gene Ontology annotation, cellular component: membrane; dendrite. Gene Ontology annotation, biological process: chemical synaptic transmission; G protein-coupled receptor signaling pathway, coupled to cyclic nucleotide second messenger.